This is a messenger RNA of Linum tenue, 1006 nucleotides long. The record is from the annotation of a GenBank genome assembly. Lineage: Eukaryota; Viridiplantae; Streptophyta; Magnoliopsida; Malpighiales; Linaceae.
GGGCAGGCUAAAUGCCUUUUAAUGGCUAUCAUCGCCUCUUAUCUCUAACCUGACCAAAUUUUGAUCGUUCGAUUUCCCCGAUGGCGCCCUCUGCCUCUCUUCUUCUUCUUCUCCCCCUCAUUUCCCUCUUCAGCCUCAUCUUCACCGCCGCCGUUUCUCAGUCAACAAUCCAGCUCCCCACCGCCGCCUCCCACCACCAGGACGGCGCCGUAGCUUACGAUGACAAGGUCUUCUGCGACAGCUGGAGGCUGUCGGUAGAGACGAACAAUGCCGGCGAUCUUGCUUCCAACAAACCCCUGCGGUGUCGCCAGUACGUGGAAGACUACAUGACCGGAAUCGGCAUCCAGGCCGAUUCCGACAUGCUGGCUUACGCCGCGCUCGCUUACGCCAAGACCGUGGACAUCGCCGGCGACGGCAAGGACGCCUGGGUUUUCGACCUCGACGAGACCCUCCUCACCAAUUUGCCUUACUUCCGAGACUACGAGUUCGGCUACAAGACAGUGAACUUAACUGUGUACUACGAGUGGGUGGAAAUGGCGGUGGCCCCUGCUUUCCCGGCGAGCCUGAAGCUCUACAACGAGCUUAAGGAACUGGGUUUUGCGUUGAUCAUAAUAAGCGGGAGAGGGGAGGGUCAGAGGAGCGCCACCGAGAGGAACCUUGUCAAUGCAGGAUUCACCGGCUGGGAUCGCCUGCUUUUCGGGGAAAAAGCAGACAAAGGGUUGCAGAUGAGAGAGCUCAAGUCGAAGAAGAGGUUGCAGCUGGUGAAGGAAGGGUACAGGCUGCAUGCCAACUAUUCGCACCAGUGGUGCAGCUUGGUGGGAGAGGCCAUGGCGACCAAAUCUUUCAAGUUCCCCAAUCCAAUGUACUACGUCCCCUAGGCCUAGCGUUUCCAGUCAUUGAUGUCUGAAGAGUGUACUUUCAAAGGGCAACUCUCGCCCUCCCUUUUCUUCCGAAUAAGAUGGUACAAUCGGUGUCGAUUGUGAAGCCAUACUAGAGCUCAAACAGA